This is a messenger RNA of Manihot esculenta (cassava), 720 nucleotides long. RefSeq names its product light-regulated protein 1, chloroplastic. Bases 16 to 648 code for a protein of 210 amino acids. Gene Ontology annotation, cellular component: chloroplast. The record is from RefSeq and is a predicted model, not a curated record. NCBI's taxonomy places the organism in Eukaryota, Viridiplantae, Streptophyta, Magnoliopsida, Malpighiales, Euphorbiaceae. The transcript is spliced from 3 exons.
ACAGGUUUUAUAUAAAUGGUUAACGGUCCCUCAUCUGUUACCUGUCAAUGGGUCAAAAUAUCCAAGGCUCUGAAAGCUUCACUCCCACGUCAGACAGAAGAAAACCUUAUCCACUCCCCGGGAAAAUCUUGCCACCUUAUCCGUUCCAAGUCAUUUUCACUCUACGAAAAUGAUAUACUGGAUGCUUAUAACGUUGAUCCCUCUCCUUCAGAUGUUUGCCUCAAGCACCACCUACAGAAGAUGCAGGCGCUCUUACAUCUUUCGCCGCCACCUCUCCCUGUUACAACUCCUGCCAAACCCUUGGUCUUGCAAAGGAGGACCUUCCCAAGGUUGAAUAUUCCCAGAUGUUCCCCAAUCAAAGGAAGUUCAGUAGUGGCUGAUGACGCUUCAACAGUUGAUUACAGCUCCAUGACCUCGGUUUUCCCAGCUGAGGCUUGCGAGACAAUAGGAGGGGAAGCUUGUGAUGUUGAAAUGUAUCCUGAAGUGAAGCUCAAAUCAGUUGCCAAAAGCACUACUAGCACUACUACUGAACAGAUAGACACAGACUACUUAGAAUACAAUAGUCCCAAGACGGUGUUCCUAGAAGAGGCUUGUGAUGAUCUUGGUGGAGAAUUUUGUGACCCUGAGUACAAAAAGGAGUCUACAUAGAAUGUUUAGUGAAGAUAAAUCCCUUGGCAAUGUAUCUAACGAAGUUGUUGAACAAUACAUGCAAGUUAAAUA